Molecule: messenger RNA, 537 nt
Organism: Leptopilina heterotoma
Lineage: Eukaryota; Metazoa; Arthropoda; Insecta; Hymenoptera; Figitidae
Gene: Bet5
Product: trafficking protein particle complex subunit 1
Exons: 3
Coding region: 63-500 (145 amino acids)
Biological process (GO): endoplasmic reticulum to Golgi vesicle-mediated transport
Cellular component (GO): TRAPP complex
Source: RefSeq, a predicted model, not a curated record
AUAUUUUGCUAUAGUGCGACUUGCAAGUGUGACUGUGUCGUUAUCUGUCAAACAGCAAGAAAAUGACAGUUCACAAUUUGUAUAUAUUUUCACGAAAUGGUCAAUUGUUAUUUUACACGGAAUGGAAUAGAUUAAAUAAAUCAGGAAUGACACAAGAGGAGGAAGCUAAACUAAUGUACGGAAUGCUUUUUUCAAUAAAAUCGUUUGUGAAUAAAAUAUCGCCUUUAGAUCCAAAAGAGGGAUUUCUUUAUUACAAAACAAGUAAAUAUACUCUUUACUGUUUUGAAACAGUUUCGGGAUUGAAAUUUGUUCUUAACACUGACAAUGGAGCUCAAAAUGUUCGAGAAUUAUUACAACAAAUUUAUAGUCAAGUGUAUGUAGAAUUCGUAGUAAAAAAUCCACUUUGUCAACUAAAUCAACCAAUUCAGAGUGAAUUAUUCAGAACAAAAUUAGACGAAUUGAUUAAAAAAUCUCCAAUUUAUUUAAACCGAUCAUUGUAACUUCCUUUAUGAAUAAAUUAUAUUAUUUUUUAUAUAA